AAUGUGGUGCUCAGGUUACAGAUGUUAAUUUGUUACCAGGUUCUAUACUUAACAUCACGGUUCAAUCUCCUGAUUAUGAUAACAGUGCGGGAACAUCAGCAAUAGGCCACUUUACCAUGCACGCUGAUAAUGGCGUAUAUUGUAGAUUUUUGUAUGACCCUAUAUGGGUUAAUGGUUGUACGUGUGAAAACUGCGAGAAUAUACCUCUAGCUUACACUUCACAAUGGUAUUUUUAUAGACCAACUCCUCCGAAAGGAACUUAUUUUGAUGUUUGGAUUACAAUAUAUUGGAAUUGUGAUACCGAAGGAGGCGCUGUUGUUGCAGAUUGUAAUAGCGAAAUAGUACAUCAUCGAGACUUUGUCAAGUAG
Acaulospora morrowiae is the source of this 368-nucleotide messenger RNA. The record is from the annotation of a GenBank genome assembly. Lineage: Eukaryota; Fungi; Glomeromycota; Glomeromycetes; Diversisporales; Acaulosporaceae.